AUGGGACAGACAUUAUCGUUACAAGAAGAUAAAAUGAAGAAACGUAUUCGUCAAUCCAUGGGCACGUUCAUGGAUUUUGGCACGCAUUUGAAAAACGCGAAUGAGUGGGCUCAGAUCUGCGCAACGCCCAAGAACUGUUAUCUGUCGUUUCGCAUCGUGAUUAACUCGAACACAUCAGCUGAGCUGUUGCCAUAUAUGUGGAGGAUCCGUGGGAAUGUGGCCGUUGAAGUGCGCAAAAUGCGACGACCCGUGGAGCUGCAGCUUCGUCUGGAUGACUUUUGCGUGGAUGUCCCGCGUGAUCCGGCGUACUUGUACGACACUAGGAUCUUUGAGACCAUUGGUCACGCAAAGACCUUGACAGUUGCUCAGUUCUACUACAUUUAUUGCUUCUUGUCUGACAUUAAGGCGUGUGCCGCACACACUGUACGUUUUCCGCAGAAGACCACAAGCACUGGGAACACGGACUUCGAUGAGACGGAAUGCCAGAUUUGCAUGGACAAGCAGAAACAGGUCGCGCUACCGUGUGGUCACAGUUUCUGUCUGAAUUGUUUCCAGCACUGGAGUACACAGAGCCAAACUUGUCCGAUUUGUCGAACUAAAUUCAAUUGCUCGGAAGGCGAUGAGCUGUGGCAGCUUACGUCGAAUGAAGUGGAAGAUUUAGGCUCGUACGCAACCGACUUAGUGGCACGGAUCUACGAAUACCUGGACAAGCGUGACAGAUCGAAUUAUACGGACGAGGAAAUUAAGCGAUCAGCGGAGGUGUAUACGGCCGCCAUCGCCGUAAAGCAAACGCCGCUGCGCAAGUUUGUUCAUACAGACUUGUUUCCAACUGCGUUGCCGCUUGGGUUCCCGUCCAUCUUGCGUGGUGGGAUUCGACUUGCGACAGAAUUUGACUCGGAUUUGAUGUUGGCGCUCGAAUUGGCGUCGGGAGAGGAUCAGUACGCGGCGAUGCAGCAUUAUGCACAGCUACGGCGAGAUAAGACGCUUGCGUUGAGGAUGUCUCUGCAGGGGAAUUCAGGCGAGGACCCGAAUGAGUAG
This is a messenger RNA of Peronospora belbahrii, 1038 nucleotides long. NCBI's taxonomy places the organism in Eukaryota, Oomycota, Peronosporomycetes, Peronosporales, Peronosporaceae. The record is from the annotation of a GenBank genome assembly.